UACUGGUUUCUUUAUUGUAUUGUGUGGAAGUUAGAUAACGCCCAAUAUGCAUGCAUGGCCUGUACCUUUGCUGGCUCUAGUCCAAGUGCAGAGGCAGUGAACUUUGUAUAGACAAAAAAGUUGUCUGUACAAAUAGCCUGUUGAGUAGCCUUCCCUUAUGUAAGGAGCUGUUGUCUGCAUAACGGGUGUUUUCCAACAUUGAGGCCGGUCCACACUUCAACAAGCAGCGGCAAACAGGUGAGCAAAAACAACAAGAAGAGGCAACUCUAGGAACUGAGCUACACUCUUACACCAAGUCAAUCAACUAUUUAGUUCAGUCCAUUCCACCAUGUUUGCUUCAGUCAUCCUGCUAUUGAUCUGCGUUGUCUUCAUCUUCAUUCAACUCAAAUCCCGGAGGCCCAAGAACUUUCCACCAGGACCCCUCGUCCUACCGAUACUGGGGAACAUUUUGGACCUGAGCCUAGAUAACCCCCUGAAGGACUUUGAGAGGCUGAGGAAGACUUAUGGAAAUGUCUACAGUUUAUUUCUCGGCACCAAACCAGCAGUAGUCAUCAAUGGGAUGAAGACCAUUAAGGAGGCUUUAGUGACCAAGGGCAUUGAUUUUGCUGGAAGACCCCAAGACCUGUUUGUCAAUGACACCACCCAAAGGAAAGGAGUGAUUCUGGAAGAUUAUGGCUCUGGUUGGAAGGAUCAACGUCGUUUUGCUCUGAUGAACUUGAGGAACUUUGGUAUGGGGAAGGAUUCCAUGGAGGAGAGGAUUCAUGGAGAGAUAAAAUACACCCUUGACACGCUGGAGAAGAGCAUUGGCAAAUCCUUCAGUCCUCAAAUCAUGUUCCAUAAUGCGUCCUCCAACAUCAUCUGCCAGGUUCUGUUCGGUAAACGCUACGAGUAUGAUGAGGAGUUCAUCAAAGUGAUUGUUCGAUGCUUUACAGAGAAUGCCAAAAUAUCCAACGGACCAUGGGCUAUGCUUUAUGACUCUUUUCCCAUGAUUCGAAGCCUGCCGCUGCCAUUCAAGAAGGCCUUUAAGAAUGUUGAGACUGCUCAGAAUCUUGCAACUUCUUUGAUGAAUGAGCACAAGCAGACAAGAGUCCCUGGAGAUCCACAAGACUUUGUUGACUGUUAUCUGGAUCAGCUGGAUAAGGUGGGUGAUGAUCAUUCCUCCUUUUCAGAACGACAGCUGACUAUGUUCAUUCUGGAUCUUCACUUUGCUGGGACUGACACUACUUCCAACACCCUGCUUACUGGUUUUCUUUACCUUAUGAACUACCCACAUGUACAAGAGCGUUGUCAGCAGGAGAUAGAUGAGGUGUUGGAAGGGAAGGAUCAGGCCAGUUUUGAGGACAGAAACAACAUGCCUUACAUGCAGGCCGUGAUCCAUGAAGUGCAGAGGGUAGCAAACACUGUUCCACUCAGCGUCUUCCACUGUACGACUAAAGACACAGAGCUCAUGGGGUAUUCCAUCCCCAAGGGUACGCUGAUCAUCCCUAACCUGACCUCAGUGCUGAAUGAGGAGGGACAAUGGAAAUACCCCAAUGAAUUCAACCCUGACAACUUCCUCAAUGACCAGGGAGAGUUUGUCAAACCAGAGGCCUUCAUGCCUUUCUCCGCAGGUCCUCGUAUGUGUCUCGGAGAGGGUCUGGCUCGCAUGGAGCUUUUCCUCAUCAUGGUGACGCUGCUGAGGAAGUUUAAAUUCAUCUGGCCUGAGGAUGCUGGAGAGCCAGACUUCACUGUAGUCUAUGGGGUCACUCUGACUCCCAAACCUUAUCGCAUGAAAGUCCAACUUAGGGCAACGCAGUAAGCCCAGAAUUAAUGGAUGUUUUCGACCAACCGGCCAACAACAUGUUGAGCUACCCAAUGCUUCCACCAAACUACUCAUUUACCUCACAUUCAUUAUUAUUAAAUGAAUAAAACAUACACUACUUUCAAUAAAAGCAUCUGCUAAUGCUAUGAUCUUAAACAUGUUAAGCUAUGGAACAUGUUACAAACAUUGGCAGGCUUUUUUUCGGAAAACAAAACAAGAUCUGUUUUUCGAUUAGUGGUAGCUAUAUCCUGAGGAACUAUACUACUCUUGUAUAAAUCUAAUCUAAUUUUACAGUCUCUCCCUGCCUUAAGAUGCCCUACCUUAUGCCGGUUUAAAACUGCUUGCCUUUGAGUCUGACAUACCGGGUGUAGACUGUGGGUAUAGGCCUCCUGUUUCCACUAUCUGUUGAUCUUAUUUGCUGAACUACCAUUUCAUCAAUUUGGUGGUUUAUUACUACCCCAAUGGGUAGCAUGUCUAGUGAUAAUCCUAACUCCCUUUCUAUCCCCGCUAUCUUUAUCUGUAUUCUUCUUCAGCCUCUAACUUCUUCUUGGUCCCUUUCAAAGUGCCUUUGACAAAGAACUUUUGUCUGUUUUUCAUAACAUCUCAGGGUAUGGCCUUUUUUAUCUUGUUUUAAUCUUUUUCUAUUAGCUGUGAAUGGCACAGCCUAACGAACCAGGCUGCUGCCACCAUGGACUGCCAGACCACAUUGACCCCAGUAUGGUCUAUUUCCUCUUAAUCUUUUCAGGCUGUCACUAGCUGAUUGCUCGUCAUGACAACUAACAAUGCAAAUAGUGAAUUAUGGCAAUCGGUUGUCAUUUCUACAUUAUAUCUGCUUAGGUUAACCUAUAAUGUGAUUUUAAUGAACUGUGUAUUCCAUUAAGUAGAUAUAGGCUGUGACUGAUACAACUCCCUCAUUCACAACUCACUACUCACUAUCUAGGGAGUGCUUAGUUAGUGACUAUCCUUUGUUAACUACUUUUCAUGAUUUCAUGCCUUAGGGCAGGGGUGUCAAACUCAUUUUAGUUAAGGGGCCACAUACUGCCCACUUUGAUCUCAAGUGGGCCAGACCAGUAAAAUCAUAGCAUAAUAACGCAUACAUAAUGACAAUAUUUCUCUAUGUUUAAAUCAUUGGUGAAGGUUUUUGGAUGAUAAACCCUAUUUUAAGGUCUUUCUACAAUAAACUAGAAACAUAAAGACCAAAAACUCAGACAUCAGCCAAAUAAACUUCUCAAGUUUCCAAAUAAACUUCUCAAGAUCUAAAAAAUAUUUAAAAUGUACUAACUAACAUUUCCACAUCUGUGUAGUUAUCUGUACACCUGAACUGACUCACCACAAAAUACAAACAAACGUGGGAGCUAUUAAAAAACCCCCACAGUAUUCCUCGUUAGGCUAAUGUUGGCAAAAGCCUGUCGCUUCUCGGGGCACACGAUUUCUGCAGCCUUCAGCAUGCAUGUUUUCACGAACUCACCCUCACAGUAUGGCUUUGAGGCUGAUGCUAUUUCGUUAGCAAUAAGGUAGCUAGCUUUCACUGCUGCAUCACUUAUCUCUCGGCUGCGGGUAAAAACGGACUGUUGUUUCUUUAGACUUGCUAGCAUGUCAUUUAUCUUCUCUUUUCUCAGCUGUCCUUGCAAGCGGUCGUAUUUUUCGCCAUGGUGAGUCUCAUAGUGGCGCCGAAUAUUAUAUUCUUUGAGCACAGAAACUUGCUGCGAACACAACAAACACACAGGUUUUCCAGUUACCUUUGUAAAAAAAUAGGAUGUGGUCCAUUUUUCUUGGAAAACUCUGCACUCUGUGUCCACUUUUCUCUUUUUUGACAGAGACAUUUGGGGGUGAGGGUGUCACGCUUUUGACAGCAAAAGACCAGAUGCAUUAAAAAAGGCGGGUUGAUGCCAUCUGCUGUUUAGUUCUGGUUCUCAGUGUAAAUCGCUACUCUUACUCUUUACUUGUUUUACAGUCUAUGCCAUAGACUGUAAAACAAGUGAGACUCUAUGGCAUGCUCUUACUGAUACAGUGCGACCUCCAGUGGACUGAUUAGGAAUAGCAGCUACUUUUAUAGAAAUGCAAUUUUAUGUCUUUCUGUAAUUUUCACACUUAGCAAAGUCAUCAGGCCGGCGAGCUGGACCCCCUGGCUGAGGGGAUACUUUCAGUCCACUAUAAAGGAUAUAAUAUUUCUCACUAUACAUUUAGACUGGAAUACAAAACGGCAAACUUACUACAUAGUGGUCUAGUCAGAAACUUUGGACACAGAAAUAUACUUACUUCAUACUUCUCUAUCCCAUUGUCAUGUUAUCAUGUGUAUUACUUUUACCAUGACAGCAAAGGUAACUUAACCUUAACAGAACAUUUUAACCGUAACAAUGAUCAUAUCCUAAACCUAACCAAUUUGUUUUUGUGCCUUAAUCUAACCAGACCUUAAACACAGUGUUGUGACAUCUUAAAACAGAUUUAUUUUUUUUCAAUUAUUUGAAAUAGUUAUGAAAGGACAAAUUAUGUUUUCAUGCAGAUACUGUGGGCAUCAAAUUACAAAUCUGAGUCGUUGGAAGAUGAAUGGACAAACAAUGUAUUUUGUCAUUUAAUUUCAAUGAUUUUUUGAUUCCAUGAGAGCUUUUAUAUGUAUGAUUGCAACUUACACUGUCUCUGUAUUCAAAUGACAUGCUUUGAUAAGUUUACUUACCAAUAACUUAAAAUGGCACGCUUUUAUAUAUGUAGUGCUUACUUCAUGCUUUGAUAUGUAAUUGUCUUAUAUGGGAUAGAUAUGUUUGGGGCUUUCAGCAGAAAUAUGUUUUAAGUCUGAGGUAAGAUUUCUUGCAAUAGAUUUAUAAUGAUGCUUUUAUGAGUUAAAGA
Molecule: messenger RNA, 4645 nt
Organism: Anoplopoma fimbria (sablefish)
Lineage: Eukaryota; Metazoa; Chordata; Actinopteri; Perciformes; Anoplopomatidae
Product: cytochrome P450 2F2-like
Exons: 12
Coding region: 329-1798 (489 amino acids)
Biological process (GO): xenobiotic metabolic process
Cellular component (GO): cytoplasm; intracellular membrane-bounded organelle
Molecular function (GO): oxidoreductase activity, acting on paired donors, with incorporation or reduction of molecular oxygen, reduced flavin or flavoprotein as one donor, and incorporation of one atom of oxygen; heme binding; iron ion binding
Source: RefSeq, a predicted model, not a curated record